UCUCUCUCUCUCUCCCAAUGGACGUGUCUUGCGGGACCAAUAGCUGCGGCUUCAGAUCUGCAACGAAGCUCCUGGUCGAUUGAAUUUUUCUGUUUUAUAAUGUUGAUGAUUGCAAAAACAUACCGUUGUUGCUGCUGAGUGUUGUUGCCUUCGUCAACCUGAAACUUCUCCUGCGAAACCCUAGCUGAGCUCGAGGCUCUCAGCCCUGCGUCGAAGCAGAAGUCUCUUCUCGAUCCGCGCAGGAUUAGCAUCCUGCCCUCCGUUUGCUCGCGAGAGAUUGGAAGAAUUCUGGUCAAGUAUGAAAGAAGGUAAAUCGGCUAAGCAGAAUCAGCAGCAGCAGCAGCAACACCAGAAGGAUCACUUGUCUCCGUUCAAGCUCGCGAAAUUGUUGGAUCCAGAAGCCUCGUGGGACAAGGAUCAGUUGGGAGAUGUGUUGCAUUGGAUUCGGCAAGUGGCGGCGCUUGUAUGUGGAUUGCUGUGGGGCACAAUACCUUUGGUUGGAGGCAUAUGGAUUGUCCUGUUCCUGGCAUUAUCGACCGGUAUAGUGUAUGGUUAUUAUGCAAUGAUACUAAAGAUUGAUGAAGAGGAAUAUGGCGGUCAUGGAGCUCUUCUUCAGGAGGGGCUGUUUGCCUCCUUGACUCUCUUUCUGCUUGCAUGGAUUCUAGUCUAUAGCUUGGCUCAUUUCUAAUCAGAUAGUGUUGUGGGAUUGCCUCUCUUUAUGGGAAGAAGUUAGAUGGUUUCAGCGCCCACAAAUUUCAGGGAGUUCAGCGCCGGUGCAACAUUACAAGUGGAGACAGUGAGAAGCUUCUUGGUCGUGAUUAUUUCCUUCCAUUUUUUUUAGCAUUCGGAGCAUCGAAAUGCCGGGGUUUGGCUCAUAAUCACUAGAUGCUUUCGACAACUUCCUUUUUUUUCUUUUCCCCAACAAACACCUCAGGAAAUGUAGCGAUAUGCGGUGCGCCCUCUCGGAUGAUAUAUUCGUGACGUCAUUUUUGUCGACGUAAUAAAGUUAUACCAAAGGCACUGACAACUUGCUUUCUUUGGUU
Messenger RNA from Rhodamnia argentea, 1043 nucleotides. Its product is annotated as respirasome Complex Assembly Factor 1-like. The transcript has 4 exons. The coding region runs from base 299 to 688 and encodes 129 amino acids. Gene Ontology annotation, biological process: mitochondrial respirasome assembly. Lineage: Eukaryota; Viridiplantae; Streptophyta; Magnoliopsida; Myrtales; Myrtaceae. The record is from RefSeq and is a predicted model, not a curated record.